Hordeum vulgare subsp. vulgare (domesticated barley) is the source of this 2136-nucleotide messenger RNA. Its product is annotated as mediator of RNA polymerase II transcription subunit 8. The record is from RefSeq and is a predicted model, not a curated record. The coding region runs from base 16 to 1755 and encodes 579 amino acids. NCBI's taxonomy places the organism in Eukaryota, Viridiplantae, Streptophyta, Magnoliopsida, Poales, Poaceae. Gene Ontology annotation, cellular component: mediator complex. The transcript is spliced from 12 exons.
CCCCCAACUCCGGCGAUGGACGCGGCGGCGGCGGCACCGGGCGCCGCGGCGGGAGGGCAGCAGCAGCAGCAGCAACCGGCGGCUCCCCGGGCGGAGCGGCUGAACGCGGAGGUGCACAACCAGUUGAACCUGGAGGGCAUGCGGGCGCGCGCGGUGGGGCUCUACAAGGCCAUCUCCCGCAUCCUCGAGGACUUCGACGCCAUCGGCCGCGUCAACCCCAGCGCCUCCCCCAAGUGGCAGGACGUGCUCGGGCAGUUCUCCAUGGUGAGCAUGGAGCUCUUCAACAUCGUGGAGGACAUCAAGAAGGUGAACAAGGGGUUCGUCGUGUACCCCAGGAACGUCAACGCCGAGAACGCUGCAAUACUGCCUGUGAUGCUGUCCUCAAAGCUCUUACCGGAGAUGGAAGUCGAGGAAACUACAAAGAGGGAACAGUUGUUAUCUGGAAUAACGAAUCUACCUGUGCCUUCUCAAAUGGAAAAGUUAAAGGCUCGGAUAGAGAUGAUUGCGAGUGCGUGUGAAACUGCUGAGAGAGUAAUUGCCGAGUGCCGCAAGAGUUAUGGUCUAGGAGCCCGUCAGGGGGCAAAUCUUGGUCCUAUGUUGGACAAGGCACAAGCUGCAAAGAUACAGGAGCAGGAAAGUCUACUUAGAGCGGCAGUAAAUUAUGGUGAAGGAUUGCGGGUAUCGGGAGACCAGAGGCAGAUGCAUUCAUCUCUUCCUAGCCAUCUAAUGGAAGUACUUGCUACUGGAGACGGGGCUCAUAAUUUUGGUGAUAAUUCUGGUGCCUAUCCCAAAAAUACACCAGCAUUUUCACCUAAUAAUGUCAACGCCCAGGGAAAUCCAAUGCAGGCAUCUGGAGGACAAUUACUUGGCAGAUCUGCUCCAUCGCCUGGAACUGCCGGAACCCCUAAUUUUGAAAAUGUGUCUACUCCUCCAAUGCCAUAUGCUAACUCCCCUAGGUCAGGCACCAAUAUGAUGAAUACCCCUUCACCGCAGCAACAUCUGACACCACAGCAGCAGAGGCAAAAGCUGAUGCAAGCAUCUCAGCAACAGCAGCAGCAGCUGAGGCCAUCAGCUGCUGGGAUGCUAGCACAGAGCUCGGUUCCUCAGUUACAAGAUCUACAGGGGCAAGCUCAACAAAAAGUACAGGUCUCUGGCCAACAGCAGAUGCAGUACAGCCAAGCACAAGCCUUGUCACAGUUUCAGAAUAGGCAGAUGCAGGCACGCAUGCAGCCAGGCAUGUCUCAGAGCCAAUUGAACCAAGGAAAUCAGUUGAGAAGCCAUCUGGGCCAGUUCACUGGAGCUGCAAACAGUGCAAUGUUUACUGCUGCACAAGCAUCUUCAAACUCACAAAUGAUGGCAAACAUACCUGGGACUAUGCAAACAAUGCAGUCACAGUCAAUGAUGCCGCAAAUGCAGCAGUUUGGUUUGACUGGUGGGCAUCCUCAGAGGAGUCAUCAAAUGAUGACCGACCAAAUGUACAGUAUGGGAGGCGCAAAUACCACGAGCAUGAUGGGAAUGCAAAUGCAACAGCAACAGCAGCAGCAGCAGCAGCAAGGGCUAUAUGGGAACAUGCAAGGAGGCGGUCAGAGCCUGCAGCAGCAGGGCAUGGUGGGCCUUCAGAACCAGCAGCAGCAGGGCAUGGUGGGCCUUCAGAACCAGCAGCAGAACCAGAUGCAAAACCAGAUGCAAAACCAGCUGCAGAAUCAGAUGCCGAACCCGAACUUCUCCCAGCAGAGGCAGCAAAACCAGCAAUGAUUCAUUCAAGCGGGCUGACUAACCGAGUGUUGCCAAAGCGAGACACGGUUCCUGGCCAGAGUCGAGGCAGUAUUGGCUGGACGAUGUUACCCCUGACGACGCAUCGUUUCGUUGGUUUCUCCCUGUGUGCAGUUAUGACCACGGGCUACCAACGAUUCACCAUUGGUUUUGCUUGCGUCCAGUGGCUGUGCACGUUCAAGUGGUCAUGAUUGGUCGCCAUCGUUGUAAAUCGAAGCUAGAUGUAUCGACUAGAGUAGCCUGCGGGCUGGAAUUCGUUGCAAACUAUGGCGUGGUCGGAUAAGUAUGUAUGGACGCUCAUUCUUCAGUCUUAAAUAUAACCUGAAGUCCCGAACUCAGAUCCAGGACAAUUCUUGAGUUUCA